GGCUGUACUGUUUCCAGAGUAAGACCGGAGCCGUACAACCCACUGCAGCCGCGGUAGGCUACUUCCGUUCCGCAGAGGGCGACAGGCACCAGCCAGCCUAGACUGUGGCGGAGGUCCAGACACAAUAGACUGGGUUCCGGCUCUUCUCCAAUCCAAACCGGUAUGUCGGAUGAGGAUUCCCGUGCAAGCACCAGCUCUUCUUCAUCGCCGCCUUCCUCCAGCCAAAACAGACAGAGGGACACACUUUGCAAAAAGAAACGGGAGAGCAAAGCCAGCAUGAGCAAGACCUCCAAGCUGCUUUCCACCAGCGCCAAAAGGAUUCAGAAAGAGCUGGCUGACAUUACACUGGACCCUCCGCCAAACUGCAGUGCUGGCCCUAAAGGAGAUAACAUCUAUGAGUGGAGGUCGACCAUCCUGGGACCACCAGGCUCCGUGUACGAGGGAGGCGUCUUCUUCCUGGACAUCGCCUUCACACCCGACUACCCCUUCAAACCCCCCAAGGUAACUUUUCGUACGAGGAUCUAUCACUGCAACAUCAACAGUCAGGGGGUGAUCUGUCUGGACAUCCUGAAGGACAACUGGAGCCCCGCCCUCACCAUCUCCAAGGUGCUGCUGUCCAUCUGCUCCCUGCUCACAGACUGUAACCCAGCCGACCCCCUGGUGGGAAGCAUCGCCACCCAGUACACGACUAACAGAGUGGAACAUGACCGAACAGCCAAACAGUGGACGAAACGAUACGCCACAUAAACCCACAGAGGACGGCAGUGGGGGGACGAGGAGGGGUGGGGGGCUCCGGGUGGUUUGUGUUGGGCGGGUUAUUUCUAUCUCAGAUUUUUAGUACUUUAUUGUCUGGUAUAUUUUUUUGCUUCCUGAUUAAGUUAUCUUCACAAAUAUGGUAAUAAAGGAACACAAUGGAAAGGAA
Messenger RNA from Sander lucioperca (pikeperch), 922 nucleotides. RefSeq names its product ubiquitin-conjugating enzyme E2 E1-like. Gene Ontology annotation, biological process: protein polyubiquitination. Gene Ontology annotation, molecular function: ubiquitin conjugating enzyme activity. Lineage: Eukaryota; Metazoa; Chordata; Actinopteri; Perciformes; Percidae. The transcript is spliced from 6 exons. The coding region runs from base 163 to 747 and encodes 194 amino acids. Gene Ontology annotation, cellular component: nucleus. The record is from RefSeq and is a predicted model, not a curated record.